AUGCGCCUCAUCAACACCCAAACCCUCACCCUCCACGACUUCACCGGCUCCAACACCCCCAAAUACGCCAUCCUCUCCCACCGCUGGACGGACGAAGAACUCUCCUUCAAAGAAUUCUCCAAAGGCCGGUCGAAAGACAAGAAAGGUUAUCGCAAGAUUGUCGAGUUUUGUGAGUGUUUGAGAGGGUGGGAGAGGGAGUGGUGCUGGGUUGAUACGGUUUGUAUUGAUAAGAGGAGUAGUGCGGAGUUGAGUGAGGCGAUUAAUUCUAUGUUCGAAUGGUACAGGAAAGCGACAGAAUGUUGGGUCUGGCUGCACGAUGUCUCCAAUGGCAGUGAGACGGGCUCUCCGGAAGAUCUCCUUCAACAAUUCAGCCAAUCUUCGUGGUUCAAGAGAGGGUGGACGCUCCAGGAGCUCCUCGCACCACUCCAAGUCGUCUUUUGUUCGCGCGAGUGGCAGAUUCUGGGCUGCAAGUAUCUCGAGUACGACCGGUUCUCGAAACUGGCGACGCUGGGCGUGGACGCCGAACUCUGGGACCGGUUGCAAGAAGCCGCGAUGUGGACGUCCGAGAUUGUGCUUUGGGCCACCACGGACCGGACGGGGAUUCCGAGUGAGGUCUUGCUCAACCCGGGCAUGGUGCAGCGAUUUUCGAUUGCGCAGAGAAUGAGCUGGGCUUCAGAUCGUCAGACGACACGGGUCGAAGAUGAAGCGUAUUGCCUGCUUGGGCUCUUCAAGGUCAACAUGCCCCUUCUCUACGGGGAGGGUCGCCGGGCAUUCCAAAGACUGCAACAGGAAAUCAUCCGCUCCUCGCACGACGAAUCCAUCUAUGCGUGGUCGACCGAAACCAUCCCAGAGCAAACGGCAUGGCAUAGACACGGCCCCUUCUUCGCGAUCCUGGCUCCAUCCCCCGAAGACUUCGCCAGAUCCGGGGACAUCGGAGUUGAGAGGCUGUGA
Messenger RNA from Zasmidium cellare ATCC 36951, 951 nucleotides. RefSeq lists its product as uncharacterized. Lineage: Eukaryota; Fungi; Ascomycota; Dothideomycetes; Mycosphaerellales; Mycosphaerellaceae. The record is from RefSeq and is a predicted model, not a curated record. The coding region runs from base 1 to 951 and encodes 316 amino acids. The transcript is spliced from 3 exons.